AUUGAUUAAUUUAGAAUGCUCAGGAUUCAAAAUCGCAUUAAACAUGAUAAUGCUGAAUUGCUGGCUAUUAUAGAUAGAUGUGCAUGUAUGAUAUUUUUUGAAGUUAGAAAUUAUGAAAGAAGACAGGUUGACUCUAAGGCAAAUGAUAAAAGACAAUAAUUCAGAAAUAAUUUCAUUAGUUACAACAUAUAAGAAGAAGAAUGGUAUCAAUAUUCAUUCAAUAAUGUAGAUCUAAGAUUGUUAUAGUAAGAAUUAAGAAAGUUGUUGAAUAAAGUUAAAGGCAAAUAAUAAUUAUAAUAAUAAUAAUAAUAAACUCAGAUUUAGUAUAAUACUAGAACAACAAAAGAAAACUAACUAAAUAUUUCUCAAUCUAAAACCUCGCGAACUCCUUCAAGAUAAACUGCAUGUAUUUAAAAAAAUAGAAAUUUUGUAAGUCCACCUAAAAGAUCUUUAAGCAGAUAAACUAAAUAGUCAAUAAUCCCUAAAUAAGAAAACUCUCCAAGAUUCAAUGAAGAUAUUAAAUAGAAUAGUCCCAAUUCUCCAGAAUUUCAUUUGUAUAUAAUUCACAUUAAUUAUUAAGUGUUUCCCCAAAUAAAAUUGAAUAGCAAAGGUAACAACUGGAAUAAUUUGAAUAAAAACUAAAGCAAUAUACUUAAGGUGAAAACUUCUAAAAAUUAUUUGAUCAAUAAGAAUACGCGAAAAAGAGAGAUGAUAUUGUUCUAGCUAGUUUUUAAAAUGUAUUAAAUUGUUUUUAAUUAUUAGUUUACAGUUUAACAUUCAGAACCUGAUAAAGAUUAGAAUAAAGACAAGGAGGAAGAACUAUCAUCAUAAAAUCUUCAUAGAAGACAACAUUCUUAUAUGUCAAUGACAAAAGAAAUUGGAACUCAUCAACAUCAUAAUACUGAAAUUAUAGAAAUCAAGUUAUCAACCUAAUCAAAAUAAGAGCCAUCACAAUCAUUUGAAAACUCUUAAGUGGAUGUUGUAAGUGAUACUUAAGUGUAUCAGAAUAAACAGAGAUAUGGAAAUGGAAAAUAUAAUUAGGAUACUUUAAAAAGCAUUUAAGUGUAGCAAUAAGCAUAAAUUGAACUUGAUAAACAAUAGCAAUUUGAACAUCAAAAUGAGAACAUCUAUCAAUCUUAAUUAUUAGACAAGUAUGAAGAGGAUGAAUAUGUUUAAUUUUAAAAUACUCAAAAUGAGAGACAAUAAACAUAAUAAUUUGUAGCUACGAAUGAUGAAGAUCAAUAUAAACCUGUGAUUACCGAAGAUGAAAUAAUGAAGAAAUAUGCAGAUCUGUUCACAGCACCUGAUUUUUUGAAACAAUGCAGAGCUACUUGCUAGACUCAGAAAACUCUUGAUUCGUUCGCUGACAGUCGAAGUCUUAAUUUCAUUGUUCCUUGUUAAAGUAUGGUCUGUUAGGAUGUUGAAACAACUAAAAAGGGCAAAUAUUCAUUGCUAUCUUAAUUAACGGCUGAGUAAAUAUUUGAUGAGAUUUUUCCUGAAUGCUCCUUAUAGAAAAUUAGCAAGGCUUUUUUUAGGUUUAAGAUGGAAGUUGUAUUUUAACAAUUACAGUGUGAUCCUUCAUAAGAGGAAUUGGAUGAAUUGUUUUAGUAGGUUGAUAUUCAAAGAGAUGGAUUCGUGGAUGUGAAUGAGAUGGGACAGUUUUUGGAUACUGUUUGUCCCCAACAAGAUAGAUAGGUGUAUAAUCAAAUUGAUGUAAGCAAUAAAGGAUAUUUUGAUGAAUAAGAAUUGAGCUAAAAGUUAAAUAAGAACGUUGCAAGACAAUACUUCUCAGAAUUGGAUUUAUUAAACACCAAUAAAAUAACAUAUUGGGAAUACUAUCUAAAGUAACAUAUCAUAUUAAUAUAGACGCACUACAAAUAUUGGACAAUAAGUUAUUAAUAUGAUAUAAAAAAGUUUAGAUUGAUUAAAAGUUUAAUAUAAAAUUAUUAAAUUUUUAUUAUAUCGUUAAUGUUGACUUAGAAAGUUUCAUUAGGAAAGGAGGAAGAUUUCAAUUUGAAUAAAUUUCGCGAUUCUUUGUAUCUUAGAAUGUCCAGUCCUAGUACCUUAAAAGUAAGUAGCACACGGAAGGAGGAUAAUUCAGUUAAGAAAUCUUCCAAAUCUACUCUCUAUACUGAUUAGNUUUACAGUUUAACAUUCAGAACCUGAUAAAGAUUAGAAUAAAGACAAGGAGGAAGAACUAUCAUCAUAAAAUCUUCAUAGAAGACAACAUUCUUAUAUGUCAAUGACAAAAGAAAUUGGAACUCAUCAACAUCAUAAUACUGAAAUUAUAGAAAUCAAGUUAUCAACCUAAUCAAAAUAAGAGCCAUCACAAUCAUUUGAAAACUCUUAAGUGGAUGUUGUAAGUGAUACUUAAGUGUAUCAGAAUAAACAGAGAUAUGGAAAUGGAAAAUAUAAUUAGGAUACUUUAAAAAGCAUUUAAGUGUAGCAAUAAGCAUAAAUUGAACUUGAUAAACAAUAGCAAUUUGAACAUCAAAAUGAGAACAUCUAUCAAUCUUAAUUAUUAGACAAGUAUGAAGAGGAUGAAUAUGUUUAAUUUUAAAAUACUCAAAAUGAGAGACAAUAAACAUAAUAAUUUGUAGCUACGAAUGAUGAAGAUCAAUAUAAACCUGUGAUUACCGAAGAUGAAAUAAUGAAGAAAUAUGCAGAUCUGUUCACAGCACCUGAUUUUUUGAAACAAUGCAGAGCUACUUGCUAGACUCAGAAAACUCUUGAUUCGUUCGCUGACAGUCGAAGUCUUAAUUUCAUUGUUCCUUGUUAAAGUAUGGUCUGUUAGGAUGUUGAAACAACUAAAAAGGGCAAAUAUUCAUUGCUAUCUUAAUUAACGGCUGAGUAAAUAUUUGAUGAGAUUUUUCCUGAAUGCUCCUUAUAGAAAAUUAGCAAGGCUUUUUUUAGGUUUAAGAUGGAAGUUGUAUUUUAACAAUUACAGUGUGAUCCUUCAUAAGAGGAAUUGGAUGAAUUGUUUUAGUAGGUUGAUAUUCAAAGAGAUGGAUUCGUGGAUGUGAAUGAGAUGGGACAGUUUUUGGAUACUGUUUGUCCCCAACAAGAUAGAUAGGUGUAUAAUCAAAUUGAUGUAAGCAAUAAAGGAUAUUUUGAUGAAUAAGAAUUGAGCUAAAAGUUAAAUAAGAACGUUGCAAGACAAUACUUCUCAGAAUUGGAUUUAUUAAACACCAAUAAAAUAACAUAUUGGGAAUACUAUCUAAAGUAACAUAUCAUAUUAAUAUAGACGCACUACAAAUAUUGGACAAUAAGUUAUUAAUAUGAUAUAAAAAAGUUUAGAUUGA
Molecule: messenger RNA, 3302 nt
Organism: Paramecium octaurelia
Lineage: Eukaryota; Ciliophora; Oligohymenophorea; Peniculida; Parameciidae
Source: the annotation of a GenBank genome assembly